AUUCUGGUAUUCGGAUCGCGAUCACAGCACAGCACAGCACAGCACAGCACAGCACAGCACAGCGAUAGCCAGUCGCGCUAUGCUGUGCUGCCAAGGAAAGUAACAGCAUGGGUACCUGAUUUAUUCUAUUAUCUUGUUGUUUGAUGAAGGAAGAGGGGAGGAGGGGAGUGUGGGUAAGCAGGAAUGGAAUUUGGUUGGUGGGAUAGUUAUACAUAUGUCAUUUCAAGGAUGAUGGUGGGUGUGGUUUGUUUGUUGGAUUCUGCAGUGUGUGUGUGUGUUACCUUGUUUCUGGGUUUUGCAGGCAAUAGAUCGGGAUCUGAAGUAAGGGAUGAUGGGCUGGGUUGGGUUGGGUGGGAUACCACCUAUAACUGCCUGCCUGCCUGCUGGCUGGCUAGUUUGAUGCAUGAUGCAUGAUGCAUGCGCUGCAUACUUAUA
Molecule: messenger RNA, 435 nt
Organism: Aspergillus heteromorphus CBS 117.55
Lineage: Eukaryota; Fungi; Ascomycota; Eurotiomycetes; Eurotiales; Aspergillaceae
Exons: 2
Coding region: 229-414 (61 amino acids)
Source: RefSeq, a predicted model, not a curated record